Molecule: messenger RNA, 7120 nt
Organism: Bufo bufo (common toad)
Lineage: Eukaryota; Metazoa; Chordata; Amphibia; Anura; Bufonidae
Gene: UBR1
Product: ubiquitin protein ligase E3 component n-recognin 1
Exons: 48
Coding region: 63-5282 (1739 amino acids)
Biological process (GO): protein ubiquitination; ubiquitin-dependent protein catabolic process via the N-end rule pathway
Cellular component (GO): ubiquitin ligase complex; cytoplasm
Molecular function (GO): ubiquitin protein ligase activity; zinc ion binding
Source: RefSeq, a predicted model, not a curated record
CUCCAGUGCUGCACGUCGUGUGUUGUUAUGGGGCAGGAGGAGGAGGGCUGGAGUCAGUGAAGAUGGAGGAGGCUGAGGGAGAGCGAGAGGAGCUGAGCAGUCUGUUGUUGGACAGUACAGUGGAUUUUGCCUCAACCUUCCACCAGCUUGUGGCAAAGUAUGCCCCCACCUUAUACACCAAUGGCCUCCAUUCCCAAGUGGACAAUCAGGAGCAGUUAUUUCAAGCAAGUAUCCUAACACUCAUAGAGUGGUACCUGUUUGGAGAGGACCCCAAAUCCUUUAUGGAGAAAUUACGUGAGAGUGAUGCACCUCCUCUAUGCGGUAAGGUGUUUCGGAGUGGAGAGACCACAUACUCUUGCAGGGACUGUGCCAUUGAUCCAACCUGUGUUCUGUGCAUGGACUGCUUUCAGAACAGUGUCCACAAAAAUCACCGGUACAAGAUGCACUCCUCAAUGGGAGGGGGCUUCUGUGAUUGUGGUGACACAGAAGCUUGGAAGUCUGGUCCAUACUGCAAAAUCCACGAGCCUGGUGCUUCAGAUCAGGAUACUGGAUUUCGAUUAACAGAAGAGCUUUUAUCCCAGACUAGGAAAGUGUUUCCCGUUGUCAUACAGUACAUUGUGGACCUGCUUAUCUGGGAGGAGCAGAAGAGUCUGCCAGCCUGUCUGAAUAUGGGCCCAAGCAAAUCAGACCGUUACUACUGUGUGCUAUACAGCGAUGAACACCACUCCAAUGAUCACUUUAUCUACAGUCUGCAGAGAUCCCUGGGCUGUGACAUAAAGGAGGCCCAGGCAAUUACCAAUGCGGCUGAGAGAGAGGGCCGUACAACUAUUAAAGAAGGCACUUUAGAUGAAUGUCAAGAAAUUGCAGAAAAGCUCAAGACAUAUUCUGAAAAUGUGUCUUUGCGGCCUCUACGUGUUGAAGUUCUUAGUUUUCUGGUAAUGGCACAUCAAACGUCCGCAUGCCGUCUUGGCAUCUGGUUGAACAAGCUUUUGGCCUACUCAAGUGACUUUCGUCAGAUCUUCUGUCAGGUGUGCUUGGCGCCACAAACAACCACCCUGAAAGAGCUGUGCCAUGUCAGUUUGUUUAUCCUUAGUGACGCCAAACUUCAUAAAGGCUUCAGGAAAGUGCUUCAUGAUCUGAUCUUCAGCAGUUUUUUCAUGGAGAUGGAGUACAAGAAAUUAUUUGCCAUUGAGUUUGUGAAGCGUUAUAAGAAAGUUCAAAAGGAAUACAUGGAUGAUGAGCGAGACAGAAGCAUCUCCGUCACAGCCAUUUCAGUGCAAGUGUUCACUGUUCCCACUCUGGCUCGGCUGCUCAUUGAAGAACAGAGUGUAAUGAGAGUUAUCACUGAGACCCUGCUGGAGGUCCUUCCCGAGUAUCUAGACCCAGAAAACAAGUUUAAUUUUCAGGGGUACAGCCAGGAUAGAUUCUGCAGAGUGUACGCCAUCAUCUUUGACCUCAAGUAUAUUCUUAUUAGCAAACCUACUUCAUGGACAGAGAAACUAAAAGAAAAAUUUGUAGAGGGAUUUCACUCUUUAUUGCGUGUUUUGUCUUGUAUGCAGGGCAUGGAGGCAGUAAGCCGAAUGAUAGGACAGCACGUGGAGAUGGAUUCUGACUGGGAGGCUGCGAUAGCCAUGCAGAUGCAGCUGAAGAACGUACUGAUGUUAAUCCAGGAGUGGUGUGCCAGCAAUGAAGAUGUAUUGCUGAAGACCUACAAGGAUUGUCAUCGCAGUGUCGUUCGGAGCUUUAAACCAGCAGCCUCUCCGCAGAAGACACUUGUGGAGAUGUGUGGUCAUUCCUAUCAAAGUUAUCCAUUUAAAGUCUCUAGGGAUCCUGUCAGCAUACAUCUGCCCCUCUCCCGGAUGUUGGCAGGUUUACAUUCACAAAUGAGUAAAACGGGGCUCAUCACAAAACUGCCAGAACUUAUUUCCCCUGAUGACUUCCAGAUGGAACUUCUCAUUGAAAGUCCAUUGCGAUGUCUGGUGCUUGCUGGUCAAGUAGCAGCUGAGAUGUGGAAGAGAAAUGGCCUCACAAUAUUAAGCCAGGUUUUCUACUAUCAGGAUGUGAAAUGCAGGGAAGAGAUGUACGAUAAAGACAUUGUGAUGUUGCAGAUUGGGGCAUCAUACAUGGAUCCAAAUAGUUUCCUGCUAAUGGUGCUGGACAGAUAUGAGCUUGUAGAGGCUUUGUCUAAAGUUUCUAUGCCAUCCAAAGACUUGGACCAGGCGAGGCAGUGGAACAGUCUAAUUGAGGAAAUGCUACACGUUCUCAUUUGCAUUAUUGGUGAACGGUAUAUGCCGGGUGUCAGCAAUGUUACCAAAGAGGAAUGCAUGAUGAGAGAAAUUAUCCAUCUCUUGUGUAUGGAACCCAUGGCUCACAGUGCCAUUGCUAAAGCCUUGCCAGAAACUGAGAAUACCGACAUUUGCUUCGAUGUUCUUAUCAACAAAGUGGCUACUUUUAAAAAGCCAGGGGUAUCAGGACAUGGAGUUUAUGAACUGAAGGAUGAAUAUCUUGACCAAUUCAAUGUGUUCUUCUAUCAUUACACCAAAACCCAACGCAGUAAGGCUGACCACACACAGAAAAAACGGCGGAAACAAGAAAAUAGCUCUGAAGCGUUACCACCUCCACCUCCUCCAGAGUUCACUCCAGCUUUCCAGAAUGUCAGCAACCUGCUGUGCUGUGAUGUGAUGAUGCACCUUCUCCGGACUAUCGUACAGAGGGCAGCAACACAGGAUGCAAUCUUGUGGACUGAAGGCAUGAUACAAAUGGCGCUUCAUAUUGUAGCUCUGGGUUUGAUAGAAGAAAAACGUCAGCUACAGAAGGCUGCUGAGGAGGAAGUGACAUUUGAUUUCUAUCACAAGGCAUCACGAAUUGGAAGUUCAGAUGUGAAUGCCUCAAGUCUUGUGACUGUGCUAGAGAAGCUGAAAGCUGUGCCGCAACUGGAGGCCCAGAAGGACAUGAUAAGCUGGGUAUGGCAGUUGUUGGAAUCUGUGAAAAGGCUACGUGAGAAAUCUGGCCAGACAGCAAUCGCUAUGUACUCAUCUGAUGCUGGUAAAGUGGAUGAGGGACAGAGCGCCCAAGACAAAGAGAAAAGAAAACGGAAAGCAGAAGCAGCAAGACUUCACCGCCAGAAGAUCAUGGCACAGAUGUCUGCCAUGCAAAAGAAUUUCAUUGAAACAAACAAACUUUUAUAUGACACCGCUCAGGAAGCACAGGCGACCUCCAUUCCCAUGGAGGAGAAUUCAUUAACAGUUGCCGGAGGUUCCAGAAUUGCUUUGGGUCCCAAGCGUGGGCCAUCUGUGCCUGGAAAAGAAGUCCUUACUUGCAUCCUUUGCCAGGAGGAACAAGAAGUGCGGCUAGACAGAUCUACUAUGGUGCUGACUGCCUUUGUGCAGAAAUCUACCACCCUGUCGCAGUCCCGAGGCAUUACUUUCAUGCACUCAGGUGAAACAUAUAAUCCACUAUUCACCAGCCCCGAAUUGUCUUGUGGAACCCACACAGGAAGCUGUGGCCAUGUGAUGCAUGUCACCUGCUGGCAGAAGUUUUUUGAGGCCAUGCAAGCGAACAUACAACACCAUCUUCAUGGAGAUAUGAUCUAUGACCUUGGAAAUGGAGAAUAUUUAUGCCCAUUAUGCAAAUGUCACUGCAACUCCGUUAUUCCCAUCAUCCCAAUUGUGGCAGAGCAAGUUAACAGUGCUGAGGCCGAAUCAUUGGGAGAGGUACUGUCAUUGUCUCGCUGGUUGGAUGUUGUUGGGACCAGGAUAUCGGGUUACAAUCUAAAAAUCUCAAAAGGGGAAAAGUCAUUAUCACCUCAAUUUCUUAAAAGUGAAGACAGUCAAAGUUAUGAGUUCAGAUCCAUCCUGAGCUUUGGGGUACAGUCACCGCCGAAAUAUUCUGCUAGCACAAAAGAAAUACUGGCCCAUUUUGCUGAAACUGUCUACUGUGUAGGUCUGAACGUUCCACCUAACGGAAGCGACCCGCGUGUGCCCGUGAUGACCUGGAAUACAUGUGCAUUUACCAUACAGUCUAUAGAGAGUUUACUAAGGGAUGACGACAAACCUUUGUUUGGUUCCCUGCAGAACCGGCAGCAUUCUGAUCUUAAAACCUUAGUGAAAUUUGCUGAAGCACAAAGAGUCACGUGUCAUCAAACUACAAUACAGAGCCAUCUUGUGCAGUUACUUGCAGUGUUCUUGCCUAAUAUAAACCUUGAGGGAACGCCGUCCUUCCUGUCCGUGGAUGUGUUCCAUCUUCUGGUGGGGUCAGUUUUGGCCUUUCCAUCUUUAUACUGUGAAGAAGGUGUGGGGCUGCACCCAUCGUCUUUAAUCUCUUCAUACAACCAUCUCUACCUCUUCCAUCUGCUCACAAUGACUCAUAUUCUACAAAUCAUCUUCUCAUCAGCCACAGACUGUGUGCCAUCUGCCAUGCCAGGUGACUGUGAAGAAGCUCAUAGUGCAGCUGCCCUGUGUCAGGACCUUUCACUGCUCAUUGACGGCUUUAGAGCAGCUGAUCUUCCAGGCUGGUAUAUCUGGGACUGCGUGAAGAAGGGUAUUGUCCCUUACCUGCGGUGCUGUGCUCUGUUCUUCCACUAUUUGCUGGGAGUGACUCCACCGGAUGAGCUGAAGUCCUCAUUGGCUCCAGAAGAGCAGCUGGAGGCUCUGUGUAGCUACCUCUGUCUCCCUACUAACUUACUUGUCCUUUUCCAAGAGUACUGGGACACUGUGAAACCACUUAUUCAGAGGUGGGGAUCUGACCCAGCUGUUCUUAGCGUCCUCGCUGGUAAAACAAGUGCAAUCAGGUACCCAAGGAAUCUUAACACCUUAACGGAGCUGCCUGAAGAUUACAGCAUUCUGCUCAAUCAAGCUUCCCACUUCAGGUGCCCGAAAUCCCAGGAUGCUGAACGUAAACACCCAGUGAUGUGUCUUCUGUGCGGGGCCAUACUGUGCUCCCAGAACACGUGUUGUCAGGAGGUGGUCAAUGGAGAGGAGCUGGGGGCUUGCACCGCACAUGCAUUGCACUGUGCAGCUGGAAUCUGUAUAUUCCUCAAGAUUAGAGAAUGUAAGGUUGUGCUUACUGAAGUGAAAACAAGAGGCUGCUUGUACCCAGCGCCAUAUCUGGAUGAAUAUGGAGAAACUGACCCUGGUUUAAAACGUGGGAAUCCACUACGACUCUCCCGUGAAAGAUACCGAAAGCUGCACCUCAUGUGGCAACAGCACUGCAUCAUUGAGGAAAUUGCACGUAACUUAGAAAUAAGCCAGACAUUUUUUGGCUUCAAUUGGAGUCUCCUUUAAAUGUCUGUUUAGGUGCAAUUGGGACAAGCUUUAAUGAUCCCCCUUCACAUCCCAAUGACUGCAAUGUAUGCAAAUAUAUUUUUUUACUUGGAUAAUCACAAAAUUAUAAGAGGAUUCCCCGCACCAACGUAAAGAGAAGUCAAGACAUGCUGCAAACCGUGUUUUAUAUGUUUAUGUCAGUUCUCAUUUUAUUAGUCCAGCGUUGCCAACUAUACCUGGUUUGAUAAUGCAAUUAAUGGUUAUUUUUUCAUGUGUUUUUAUACAAAAUAUAAAAAAAAGAAGGAAUAAAGCUUUUGUUUGAAAACAUAUGCAAUUUGCAUUACUUUACAGUUAGGAAAACCCAAAUGUUCUUCUAAGGUUAAAGGACUUAAAUGCUUUAUAAUAAUAAUAAAGAGCCUUUAGAUUGUUUAUCCUGUUAGUUGCACAUACGUCCGUAACAACAUAUAUAUAUCCAGGCAACCGAGGGAGACAUAGUGAGAGAUUUAUAAAAGCAAGUGAAAGCUGUUAAAGUUGGGCCUUAGAUAGAGAAUGGUCCCACUGGGUCACAGUUAGAAUUGGUUAAAAUGGGUUGUGCAGUGCUACAAUAUUGAUGAUCUAUCCGCAGGGGUCUGACUCCUGGCACCCCCGCCGAUCAGCUGUUUGAAGAGGUAGUGGUGCUCAUGGGGAUGCUGCUUCCCCUUCAAAAUGACCUGCUCAUCGUAGAGGCAGCGCAGUGUAAUUUCAACUGCUCGUCCCAUUCAAGUGAAUGGGACGAGAAACUGUACUUGCACUGCGCCACUGCUGCAAAGGAGACGAUGAGCAGGUAAUUUUAAAGAUGAAGCAGUACCCGCAUGAGCACCACUACCUCUUCAUACAGCUGAUCGGCAGGGAGUCAAAGGCAUGUUUUGAUCUCCACUUUAAAGGGGGUGUUCGGGAUUCCCAUAAAAAUGCCCAAAAUUUUUUACACCGAUCGUUGCAGGUCUGUGCAGCAGUCACUAGCUCCUCUCUCCCCUGCCCAGUGUCUACAGAGCUGGGGAAUGGUAGUGCCAGGCUGGGCAGGGGAGAGAGGCACGGACAAUACACAGUGCUGAGGAGGGGCAUGGCUAGAGGCCGUGCAAGCAGAAGGCUAUGAGGAGAGGGAGUGUACGCAGCAGCAGCGCCCUGCUAUGCUGCACAGGACUGUAGACGUGAUGUCAGCAAGGAAAACAACAAGGUCACAUAACAGCUUUAUAAAGAAGCUAAAGGGAGCAGAAAAGAUAGUUAGGUUAUAUUAGAGAUUUGCUGCUCUGGUCAAGGCAAGUUUAAAGGGAAAUAAAAGUCUAAUCCUGGAAAACCCCUUUAAAAUGGGGCAGGGACUUUGCAAAGACUUGCUUGACAUUUCCCUUCCAGUUUUUUUUUUAAUCUUAUGUUGAUGGAAUAUAGCACCAUCGUUUGACUGCCAGCAGUGGCCCUAAGACUAAAUUUGCUCAUAUUUUGACCACAAAAAAAUAAGUUUGACUUUGUUGAAAUUUCAGCGUCGAAAAUUGUAAAAGGCAUUCAAACAAAUGUAUGUGCCCUGUGUAUAAAGAGUGCAUGCAUUUUCUGUCCUAUGCUAAAACCACAUGCUGCAUUGUCACAAGUCAUAAUAUUUUUCUUUAAGGGGGUUUUUAGGACUAAGAUAUCAGAAAAUAAAAGGUUUUGUGAAUUAAUGCUAUGUCUCCAUCAUUUUUCUUUUCCUCAUUUUCAAGAUCAGCAAAAGGCAAUGUGAGGCAGGAUGCAUACUGUAUAAACAAGUGAGCCGGCGGUAAUGAAGGCUGCAGUCACAUGACUUAUCAUGUGACAGACGUGUUCAUAGCCAGUGAUGGUCAGUUCGCAAUGUU